Molecule: messenger RNA, 486 nt
Organism: Python bivittatus (Burmese python)
Lineage: Eukaryota; Metazoa; Chordata; Lepidosauria; Squamata; Pythonidae
Source: RefSeq, a predicted model, not a curated record
CAAAGUUCUGGAGCGAGCAGGGCAAGUCGGACCAGUUACGGGCAAGGAUUGGUGGCGCCCCGACUAGGAGAUCGUUUCCUGGGUCUCACCUGUCGGCCGUUUGGUUCGCUCGUCUUUUUGUUUUCUUCUCGACUAUGCAGCCUUACAUGGUAAACAUAAAACUUUCGGCUCGGACCCUCACCGGGGCACUUAACCCUCAGAAUAGAGGGGCGGCAGACUGGGGCUGGCAAGGACUGAUUGCAUAUGGAUGCCAUUCUCUCAUUCUGGUGAUUGACUCCAAAACAGCUCAGACCUUACAGGUUUUGGAAAAGCACAAGGCUACUGUAGUCAAGGUUAAAUGGGCUAAGGAAAACUACCAUCACAACAUUGGAUCACCUUAUUCUUUGCGUUUGGCUACUGCUGAUGCUGCUGGAAAGAUAAUUGUUUGGGAUGUAGCUACAGGAACUGCUCGCUGUGAAAUCCAAGAGCAUACAAAACCAAUUCAAG